AUGUGGACAUUGUGUCUCCUCUCCAUCUGUCCACUUCUGAGUGGGACGCUCGGAGAGGACACAGUGGCAGAAGAUGUCGGUGUCCAUCAACUGCAGCGGUUGGUGGAGUUGCUGACGCACAGAGAGUGCGAGGACCUGCUGGUCGCCCUCUCUCACCGGGAGGAGAACAUCUUCCAGCAUCUCGAGCGCCUCUCACCAGAGAACAACCAGCUGGAUCUCAAACCGCGAGCCAAGAGAGACACGUCCUCCUCUGAGGAUAGCGAGGCUGAGUGCCGGACGGCCCUGACAGACUGGCUGCUGAGAUACGGCGAGCGGAUCUACUACGACAAGCUCUCCCGCGCCUUGAUGCACAUCGGCAGAACCGACAUCGCCAUUGAAGUGGGGAUGAACAUCAACGAGGACAAAACCUCGAACCUGAAGCGCUACGUCGACGACUAUCACAAGUACGUGAGCUCGUUACACGUCCCUUCAGUCCAGUCGGAUGCAAAACGCCACCGGGACGCGGGUCACAAAAGAAAGAGAAAAGUGAAGGAUCUGUCAUGGAGUGACCUGGACCUGGUUGUGGAGGUGGCUCCUGUCCCUUCGUACCCGAAGGGCCCGUUGGACGUGGUUCUGCCCGUCCUGUACGGCGUCCUGCUUGGCUUCGGAGUCAGCCUGCUCGCCGGGGUCUCCAUCGUCCUCAUCGCCACCCACGUCUCCCGCAGAGCCACCACCACCCCCCCCACCCCCCGGGUCACUGGCAGUUCUCGCUCCAAGCUCAAGGUCUGAUGCUAAGAUGUCAGAUGUAGGAUGCAGCUCCUGUGAAGUCAGACAAACAGUUCAGGGCUUUAAAAUGACAUUUAAAUAAAGUUGGCAUUGCAUUUA
Messenger RNA from Hippoglossus stenolepis (Pacific halibut), 864 nucleotides. Its product is annotated as transmembrane and death domain protein 1-like. Lineage: Eukaryota; Metazoa; Chordata; Actinopteri; Pleuronectiformes; Pleuronectidae. The record is from RefSeq and is a predicted model, not a curated record. The transcript is spliced from 5 exons. Bases 1 to 768 code for a protein of 255 amino acids.